UAAAAAUAUAAAAUAAAAAAGAGAAGUAAAGAAAAAGAACGUCUUUUUGUUAUUAACUAGAAAAGAAUUAUUGAAUUUUUCCCAAUUUAGCAAUUAAAAUAAUUUAAAGACAAAAUUACAAUAAACAGACAAUUAAUAUGAGUUCAAAAGACAAAGACAAUCGACUUAAUAAAGUCCGUCAAUUUUUUCGUUCGGUUGGCCGAAGUACCGGUGGAAAUGCAAAAGAAGAACGUGACUUAAGACCAGCUCUGGAAUCGGAGCUACGUCCAGAAACACCUGUAGCCCAAAGAUGCAAGACCCUCAAGGAGCUGGGCGAAGAUUUACGAUCGGAGAAUUUAGAUGAGUCAUCUGUAACAAAACUCUGGGAUCUAACCAAGGAUCUGAUUGUCGAUAACAAAUCCACCGAACAUCGUCAGACAACUUUGACUUUCUACAAAAUUCUUAUUCAAACUCAAUAUCGAAAAUUGACACUGAUGCGAGAGCACUUCUUCUUGGUUAUUCAAAACCACGAAGUUCCCGAGGAUCUAAAACAUCGUCUUGAGUUGCUAAUCGCUUUGACUGAAAACGGAAAGGACAUCACUCAUUUUGAGGAAAAGAUUGGAAAAUUCAUGCUCCAAUGGCUACCCCAAAUCGCCAAUGGACUUCUGCUCUGCCAAUAUCUUGAUAUGCUGGUAAAUUUAAUUAAAUUCAAUGCAGCGCAUCUAGAUAAUGAAAUUGUUGUCGGAAUUGUACAAAAUGCAUGCCAGCUAAGCUGUACCGUUUCGGAUGAUGCUAUUGGACUACAAUGUUUAAAUAUUCUCGAACUUGUUCUAUGUUAUACAAUAUUUCCUAACGAAACAUUGGCGCUAUGUGUGAUGACUUUGUGUCGGACUGUUAAUCAUAUUCCUUAUUGUCAAACAUCAUGGAAGAAUAUGAAAAAACUGCUCGGAACAAAUCUGGGCUACUCGUCGUUGCUGAUCAUGUUCAACAUUCUGAAUGACAAAACCUACUACAAUGACCCCAAUUUGCUACGUGGAGCAGUCUUCCACAUUAACAUGGGUAUUUUUGGAUCGACUCAUGCUUUUGUCUUCUCUCCCAUCUUCUCGACAACAUCAUCAGUCUUGAUGAGCUUUUUACAUGCUCUUGAAAGUAAAAAACUAAUCGUGACCUAUGAAGUGAUCUUGAGUAUUCGAAAAGUCGUUACCAAAUACGGUGAAGACCUUCCUGAGAGGAUUUGGGAUAUAAUCUGUGAGAUUUUAUCAGCAAUUGCAGAUAAUAUAGUUUAUUAUGAAAAAGAAGGUCUUCGCAAAGACUUCACGUUGCAAGAGAAUUUCCACGAAACCAUCGAUGCCAUCGAAGAACUGAUGCAUGCUGACAAACUGCAAGCCAACAAAGAUCUCAUUUACGACCUUAUUGAACGUGUUUCCGAGAGCCGACCCGAAAGCUCAGUACUCAAUCUAAUUGACUACCGAUCGAAAAAGAUCUCUGCGACGAAGCCGGAAUGGUUGACUCUAUUAAAUGACUUUGUUUGUCGAUUCUAUCGCAUUCCGAAUACAAAUAUUCGAGUGAAAACAAUUCAUUCGUUGAUGCAAAUCAUGGACGCCAGUCGAGCUAGCUACGAGGAGGAGAUUCUUCAGCGUGUGGUGAUUCCUCAAUUUGGGAAUAUUGCUAGUGAACCGGAUCUAAUGAUAAGAGUUGUUGUUUGUAAAGCUCUGGUUCAGUUUGCCACGGAUUGUGAAACGAAGAGAUGUGCCGAGCUCAUUGAUAUCAUGGAAAAGGUCCUGAAUCGACCAUUCGAACAGUAUGCUUUGGAUGAGAGCACCUGCAAGUCGGAGGGGGAAAUCCAAGAUGUUUCGACAGUGGUCGAGGGGUUGAUUAGGAUUUUCGUUGUGAAGCUUUAUCAUCAGCCAUCGAGUCAUGCCAUAAAGGUGUUCAACAUUCUUAUGGGUCACCUCGAGCAGCACUAUCAAAAGCCUAAGGUUUUUGAGCAUGUUAGCUUGGUGAGGAGCAAAAUCUUCUCUUGGAUGUUGAAGGCACGGGCGAAUGCUUCCUAUUACAUAGGCUAUCCUGAUCAUGAGUGUGGAACAAUUCGAUUUAGCCCAUACCUGGGGAUUGAGUCCAAUCUCCAACAUGCAGUUAGCGGACAUUCAAUUCAGGCUGGGCAAGAACAUUCGACUGUGAAUUGCACUAAAUUCUCGAUUCGUAGGGCCUGCAAGAUCAUCGUGAAAUGUAUUGCUGAAGACAAAGAUUACAGCAUUUUCCAGUUGGUUGUCAAAGAAUUGCCUCAAAUCCUACAGAACAAAGCCCUUAUCUUGGGCAAUGACAUGGAAGCACUGGGCUUGGCUCUUUGCAACGUCCUGCCCGAUCCCAAAUCUCCUCCACGAAGUUUUCACACAGCAAAGCCAUCUCUGGACGAAUGCAAUGCAUUGAUUCUACCAGCGAUUGCCAGUUUAGUCAUCUACCACCAGUAUCUAUCGUCGGAUUUGAAGCUUCGCAUGAUUGAAGCCGUCAAAGUGGUGAUCCGUUCGAAUGCUAAUGCUCACAUUUGCAUCAACACUCUUUCGAUUAUGAUCCUCGAAAUGCCCGAAACGCUCUCGCGUCAAUUGGCCGAAGUGCUCCUCGAAAUAAGCAAGAUGUCUCGCACAGCUAGUGUGGCCAUUCCGGUUCUGGAAUUUCUUUCAAUCCUAAGUCGUCUGCCGAACGACUUGUUUGCCAACUUUGUGCCCCGACACUACAUGUACGUGUUUGCGGUUUCGCUCAGUUACACCAAGCCCCAUCCGUAUGACCAUUACACAGUUUCACUGGCGCAUCAUGUCAUGACAGGGUGGUUGCUCAAGUGCAAGAUGAACAUGCGGAAGAACUUUGUAAUGUACAUUAUUUCGGGUCUUCAAACGGAUGCCAAUGUCCCGGUAAAGGACCAUACCAUCCGAAAUGAGGAUUCCUCGAGUCGUCAACGCAGCACGAGCUUGACUGAGCGUGUGAGCCGCAAUCGUGACAGUGCCUUCGAUAUGAGUGACAACUUGAAGAGCAUUCAAGCUGAAUUAGCCGAGACGGUUAUAGACUUUUUGGCAAGGCACACAUUCUCCCCGUGCUCCACGCUUCCGAAGAGAUUACCAGCGAUUGAAUGCAUGCUUAAGGAUGGACCUUCCCAGACCUGGCUAGUGGGACACAAUCUCGUAACGAUCACAACCAACGGGUGUCCCUCUGCGCCAAAAGCCAAUGGACUGUGUGAUCGCUGUUCAUUGCUGAUGAACAAGAGUAAUUCACCCUACGCGAAGAGCGAGGUCACAGGCACGCCGAGUUCCUUUGUUGGAGGCCCCGUUUCGCCGGAAAUUCUCACCACAACCGGGCCAGCAGUGGAGACAUCCAAUGAUGUCCAGCCACCGAAUCGUCGGUAUACCAAGGCAAGCUUGCAAUACAGUAGUGGAACUGAAUCGGGUACUUCUACGGAUUUGACUUCGACGUCGACAUCCUCUUCGUCACAGCACCAGACUCAUCGACAGACUUCAAAUAGUUCUUCUGCAUCCCUUGAGGCGCUCUCCAGACGGGGAUCUAAUCCUGAACCUGAAAAUCGCAUAGAAUCCUCGUCGGUCCUUGGGAAUUCCCUAAAUCAACUGAGCCACGCAAGUAGCGGCACGAUGUCUUCUCAGCAGCCGACUUGCGCCCGAUCUUGCACUGGAUGGGCGGAAAUCUAUAUCCGCCGUCCAACAGGCAACAUCUCCUGGAUAAUGCACAUUCAAAAUCCGAUAGCCAAUGACUGCCUUGGAACUGAUUUGCCUUUAAGCGAUUUGACUUCACUCUUCCUACCGACAAUGCACGGCGGAGUCUUUGGGCCAGAUUUUGUGGAGGAGGCUAAAUUGCUGUCACCAGCGCCUCCGAUUCCAACACUUUCUCCACGUGAGCCUUAUGACCAAGAGCGUCCACGUCGUUUGGACGCUGCCAAGCUGGCUGUUGCAAGGGUUCGUGCUUUGCAGCGGCAGGAAGAGGUUACGUCAGCGGUUUCCGCCGCAAGUGGUCCCAUUGACAUACCGAAGUCUUCCAAGCGCGGAAAGGAUCCGUCGGGAAGUCUGAGCGACGGAGAGGCUGAUGAAGAAGGAGCCGCAUUUGAAGACGGCCGCAGUAGGGCACGAAACCCAGUCCGAAGGGUAAACUCCAGUCCUGAGAUGAGCUCGAGCUUGAGGAAACCUACAGGAAAAGACUUUAAUAUUUCUGGACAAAUGGCCGGCAAUCAGCUGGAUCAAGAAGAGGCCUCUAAAAAGAAAGUCGUCGUUGGAGGUGGAUACUCGAAGGACAUCCGAGUAAGCUGUGAGGCGAUUCCCGAAGAGAUCGCAGGGUCAACUCCUCCCAGUCAAGCUGAUUCCCUGAAAGACGAAAAAGACGAUCCAGCGAAAAAGAAACCGGAAAGCAGUGGUUUGGGAGGUAAAGAGCCCAGCCUUCCACCGAAACAACACUCUGCCGACGAUGUAACCAAUCAAAUGUCCACGAACCCAGUUACUGGUUCAGCUUCAGCGACCAACCUCAAGAUUCCCCUCGAUCUACAAAAACUGAACACAUCUGCGAAACAGUCUGCAGCACCACUGUCUCCGAGACUACUGGCCAAGAAUGCAGCCAUCAAAGUGGCUUCGUUCUCGUCAAACGUGGGAGGAGGAGCAGGUGGCGGCUUGGGUGAUUAUGGCAACAAUAAUAUGGACAUGAUUCGAGGACGUUCCAAGACUAUUUCUGUUGUCCGUGAAGUCAACGGAAAGAGUCGAACUCCGUUGGCGCUUCCCUCUUUCGGUGCCGCCGCUAAGGCUUCAAUGAACUCCAAACUCGGCAUCAGUCCAAGUUUUGUUUUCCUCCAGCUUUUCCAUAACGGCCAACUGCAGUCCUCCGAUCCGCCUCUCAAAGUUGGUUCGGACAAUAUGGCCACCAUAACGUUGCUCGAUCUAAUUCCACCUUUCGAAACGCACAAAUUCGGCGUUCUGUAUGUUGGCCCCGGCCAGUGCAACAACGAAGUGGGCAUUCUCAGGAAUCGCUACGGCAGUGUGAGGUAUGUCGAAUUCUUAAGGAGCAUAGGAACGCUGGUCAGUCUCAAGGACGCCAAAGAGAAUAAUCUCUUCGUCAACAUGGACACAAACGGUUCAGAUGGAAAUUUCACAUACAUCUGGAAGGAUGAUGUCGUUCAAAUAACAUUCCAUGUAGCCACUUUGAUGCCAAAUCAUGAAAACGAUCCCAAUUGCAAUGAGAAAAAGAAACACAUUGGUAACGAUUACGUCAGCAUUGUCUACAAUGAGAGUGGAGAGGAAUACAAUUUAAAUACCAUUAAGGGCCAAUUUAAUUAUGCCUGCGUUGUGGUGCAACCUCUGGAACUUAAUAUGAAUCGAGUGUUUGUCAAGGCUCGCCAUGAGAUUGCCAAGUUUGUUUGCCAUCCAGAACCUAAAAUUGUUUCCGAUCGAAGUGCGCCAUUGCUAGCUCGUCAACUCGCCCUGCAUGCUAAUCUGGCUUCACAUGUUUACCAAAGUAUGAAGACUAAAAAUCCAUACGCAUCGAAUUGGCUUGAACGACUUAGGAAGAUUAAAAAUCUUCGCACAAAGCUUUUGAAUGAAACUAAGCAAAAACGUGACGCAGGCAAGGACGAACACUCGUCUUGGUGGUGAGAUAAAUAGCUUAACAAACAAGUUUCAACACAUAAGAUGUGCUUAUUUCUUUUUGUUUUGAUUGCUUCAGUGUUUUAAUUUUAUAAAUUAAUUAUUAAAUAAGAUUCUUGCAUGCCUUUGUUUUAGAGAUAUUCGAAAAAAUAAAAAUUAAAAUAAAGUUA
Molecule: messenger RNA, 5776 nt
Organism: Eupeodes corollae
Lineage: Eukaryota; Metazoa; Arthropoda; Insecta; Diptera; Syrphidae
Gene: gig
Product: tuberin
Exons: 18
Coding region: 138-5615 (1825 amino acids)
Biological process (GO): negative regulation of phosphatidylinositol 3-kinase/protein kinase B signal transduction; regulation of small GTPase mediated signal transduction; regulation of cell cycle
Cellular component (GO): nucleus; cytoplasm; TSC1-TSC2 complex
Molecular function (GO): GTPase activator activity
Source: RefSeq, a predicted model, not a curated record